AUGAACUUCAGCGGCCUCGUUCAUCUCAUGGUGCUCCUUGCUCUGGGGAUACUGGUACCCUGGAGUGUGGAAGGGGGCAACAAUGAUGCUAUCAAAAUCGGAGCCUGCCCUGAUAGAAAGCCUGCCCAGUGCCUUAAAGGUGAGAAACCAGAGUGCGGUACUGACUGGGAAUGCCCAGGAAAGCAGAGAUGCUGCCAAGAUACCUGUGGUUUCAAAUGCCUGAAUCCUGUUCCCAUUCCCAGACCAGUCAAGAAGAAGUCUGGGAGUUGCCUCAAAUUUCAAGGAAAAUGUCUGAUGCUUAACCCUUCCAAUAAGUGCCAGAACGAUGGCCAGUGUGAUGGCAAAUACAAAUGUUGUGAGGGCAUGUGUGGGAAAUUCUGCCUUCCCGCAGUGUAA
This is a messenger RNA of Rattus norvegicus (Norway rat), 396 nucleotides long. RefSeq names its product antileukoproteinase-like. Lineage: Eukaryota; Metazoa; Chordata; Mammalia; Rodentia; Muridae. Gene Ontology annotation, molecular function: peptidase inhibitor activity. Gene Ontology annotation, cellular component: extracellular region. The record is from RefSeq and is a predicted model, not a curated record.